Molecule: messenger RNA, 2585 nt
Organism: Toxotes jaculatrix (banded archerfish)
Lineage: Eukaryota; Metazoa; Chordata; Actinopteri; Toxotidae
Gene: ydjc
Product: YdjC chitooligosaccharide deacetylase homolog
Exons: 6
Coding region: 152-1081 (309 amino acids)
Biological process (GO): carbohydrate metabolic process
Molecular function (GO): deacetylase activity
Source: RefSeq, a predicted model, not a curated record
CCGUGUUCUAGUAAAGUCCAGUCCGCACCAACCUACAUCAAUGCUUCUCUGUAGUCGGAAGGACACUUGUUUCUGCCGUCCCUGUGUGGCUUCGGACAUAUAUGGAUAAUCGUGUGUAAUACAAUGGUGUCCUCCACAGAGACCAGCAAUUAUGCCACAACCCAGAAUGAUGCUGGUGGUGACGGGAGAUGAUUUCGGCUACUGUCCCCGGAGGAACCAGGGAAUUGUGGACUGCUUCCAGGCUGGUGGCAUUUCCAAUGUGUCACUGCUAGUUAAUGCCUCUGCUGCCAAAGAGGCAGCUGAUUUGGCUAAAAGACACAACAUCCCCAUCGGCCUCCAUGCAAACCUGUCAGAGGGAAUUCCUGUGUGUCAGAGACUCCAGCAGGCAUCCACACUGAUAAACCAGCAUGGCUUCUUCCAUGGAAAGAUGGGCUUCCGUCAGGCCUUGGAGAGAGGUCAGCUCAGCAUGAAACAGGUGGAGCUGGAGCUGAGGGCCCAGGUCAGGCUUUUCAGGGAACUGACAGGUCACCUACCCCACCACAUGGAUGGACACCAGCACGUCCAUGUACUGCCAGAGGUGCGUGAGGUGUUUGCACAGGUGCUGUCAGAUCUUAGGAUUCCAUACACUCGUGUUCCAGUGGAGCCAGGUUUACACAACUGUCCAUGGCUGCCAGCACACCUCCAUAGGUUCUACAAGCAGGUCGAGAAAGAUGCUCUGGACUCCAUCCCUGUCUUCACACGCUAUGGAAUCAGGUGGCCUGAUGUGUACCUGGGACUGACCACCAUGGGCCAGAACAUGUCCAUCCCCAACCUGCAGAGGGCCCUCAGCCAGGCUUUGGGAGGGCCUUCAGACACCAGCUCCAGCAGUGCACCGGGCUUCAAUCAGCCUGUGGUCACAGCAGAGCUCAUGGUUCACCCAGGUUACCCCAGCCACCCCCAGGAAGGAGGCUGCGGAGAGGGCCCGGAUGACUUCUCCCAGUCAGCUGACAGACAGCACGAGCUGAACGUUCUCAGAGACCCCUCCCUGCUGGCCCUCUACAGCCAGGAGAGGGUGCAGCUCUGUGCUUUCAAAGACCUCUGACUGCUGCUGCUGCUUCCCCAGGUUCUGCUCCAACCUCUUUUGUUCUGUUAAAAAAAAAAAAAAAAAAUCUAUAAAUCCACCCUGCAACAGAGCCCUGUGAUUAGGAUUCACAUACUGUGAAUCCUAAUCACAGGGCUAUUCCAUAUGGAGAAUUUUUAACAACAAAACUAUAUAUAUAUAUAUAUAUUUUUUUUUUUUUCCAAUCUUUCGGUUUUUAGUAGCCUUUAAUGAACAGUAUUUCACAGGUUAACGGGGUUAUCUCUUUUUUUAAAGACACUUCCUAAAACACAAAGAUGUUCACUGCCACUAAUAAGUAAACCUUUGUUUAAAACAUUAAGGAUCUAAACCCAGGAACAAGUUUUACUUGUUUGCUUCAGUUAGAAACUGGACUGAGUUACGGGAGGAGGAGGAGGUCAGACAGGAAGUAGCAUUAGGGCUUCAGCUCUCUUUAGAUCCUCACGUUUGAGUCCAAAAUCUGCUCCACAGCCUCAUCACAUUUAGCACAGCACAUGUGACUGUGGAGCACAGAAGCACUACAAAACAUGAUAUUAUCCUUUAGAAUUUAAGUUGACAUGUUGGAGGCAAAGAGUUGUUUCACAGGACUCACAGGUUCCUCACUGCACAUAUUUAUUAAAACCUGGGUUUUUAAAACACACGAUCAGGCUGGAAACAAACCACUUGACAUGACAUGGGUGACAAACUGUGUGUUAUCAACGUCCCAUCACGGCUUACACACUCACUUCCUGCUUCAGCUUUGACCUCUUUGUACUCACUGCAGUUGUGCACACACAUUUCACAGUGAAGUGAGGGAUUAUUAGAGACAUGUCCAGCGCACUCACUUUCACUCUGACCUCCACAUGAAAGUGGAUUAGACAGCUGUGAAUGAACUGUUGGUUUGUGUCCAGCAAUUGUUGUAAUUACUGAGAAAUGAAACUACAAAAAAAAAAAAAAAUAAUAAAAUGAGACCCAAGUUGUAAUAAACGCUGGUUUUCCUGUUAAGGUCCUGAGUUAGAGUUAGGACCCGGUUUUAAGACCUUGUAUUAAUUUAGUUUUGUGCUUACAUUUUGCAUAUUUAUCAUUUACAUGUUGAAAUCUAGAGUCAGGAAGUGUCAUGUCAUUGUACAUUGUCAAACAGCGGAGGGAUAGAGUGACGUAUUUCAAUUCAAUUUCUGCCUCAGGGGCCUUUAACAGCAUCAUGAAGCCAUGUGGUCUUUGUGGUUUUCUUGUCAGAGGGUGGAGGGGACAGUUUCCAGAGAUCUCAGGUCUGUGUAGCACAUGUAGCACAUCUCAUCUCCUGCCAAGUGUGUGUCUCUAAUAAAAGCACCUGCCACAGUACACUAUAUUUGUAGUAUUUAUAACCAUCGUCCAUUGUGGUAUUUAAGAUUUUAUAUUUUGAUGAUGUUUCUGUUGAAACUUUCUAUGCAUUGCUAUAUUUGCAUUCAAAGAUUAGAAGUGAGGAGCUUGCAAACCAGACAGUGUGAGCUAAUAAAAGAUGUCGAACUCA